AUGUUCCAGGAAGUGGAUGGCCUCCCGACCGUAAAGUCGACCCUUGGCGAACCAAAUACACAACAAGUCCAAUCCGAUGGUACUGGCCCCUCAAAGGAUGGUUAUGAGGCGUGGGACCUUUCAGCAGCGCCCGUCCAGCGCCAGCCAGACCGAAGUCUGGCCGUCACCGACGAGUGCUGA
Messenger RNA from Penicillium bovifimosum, 180 nucleotides. RefSeq lists its product as uncharacterized. The coding region runs from base 1 to 180 and encodes 59 amino acids. The transcript has a single exon. The record is from RefSeq and is a predicted model, not a curated record. Lineage: Eukaryota; Fungi; Ascomycota; Eurotiomycetes; Eurotiales; Aspergillaceae.